AUGAGCCUUUCAUUCCUCUUGCUACUGACGCCCUCGAUCAUGAGUUCAAAAGUUCGUGUAGUAUCAGCCGAGUGCACCGAGCGUUUGAGGCUACUAGAAGAACAGGCCUUACUUAAAUACGAAGAAGUCGUUCAGCUCUGUGGAGCAGUUCAACGGAUGCGUUCACAAUGUGAAUUAGAAGCUAAUACGGAACGCUUAAAAUGUGAUUUUCACGACGCGACGGUCUCGGUGCAUCGACUUAGAACGGAGAUUUUCGCUUUGCUUGGCUGUGCCACAGCCGAUGACCGAUUCGAGAAGGCAAUCACAACGAACAAAUCUUUAUCGUCCCCGCCAGCCUCAGAUUUGACUAUGUUGCUGAUCGAACAAUCUCUGAAACUUGACGAGUUAGCAGGGAAUUUGCACCCUGGUGUUGUCGAAGAACGUCUCCGAAAACAGUGCAAUCAAUUGUGUAAUUUGGCGUGCACACUAAACACUACUGUCUCGAAGGGAAGCAAACGUUGGAACAAAUACAUUGACAGAGCUAAGCUUAUUCAAAACAACUAUUGCAUUCCGAAGGUUAUUGCUAAGAAAACUGCGGCUCCUAAGUCUCUGAUGAGAGAAAUUAUAGACCACACAACAAAGGUGCAGAUGAAAGUCCCUGCGAGAACUGUGGCGUCGACAGCAGCUUGUAAGAUAACCAUACCCUGUCUCAUUGGCCUCACCCGCGGUAUAGCGUUGGACAAAAGCAUACGUCGCAAUGCUUGGAACCACGAAACCAACAGCAACGGAAUGGGGCUGACUAUGGAACAUUACUGA
Molecule: messenger RNA, 795 nt
Organism: Lentinula edodes (shiitake mushroom)
Lineage: Eukaryota; Fungi; Basidiomycota; Agaricomycetes; Agaricales; Omphalotaceae
Exons: 7
Coding region: 1-795 (264 amino acids)
Source: RefSeq, a predicted model, not a curated record